UAGCCUCACGUGGGUCAACAGCUGAUCGUGAGUGGGUGGGCAGCUGUGGUAUCUGUGACACCUGUGACAGGAGUAACAAUUGGCAGUUGAUUGAAGUAAUUAAUAGAAGACAUGAAGAUCAAUGAGAAGAAUAUGGUGGCUUUUGCGACAUCAGCAACUCCAGUGGAUCGUGAGGGGUGGCUGACGAAGAGAGGUGAGGUUAACAGGGGAUGCCAGAGACGAUGGUUCGUCCUCAAGGGUAAUAUACUCUUCUAUUUUGAUCGUCGAGGGGACAAGGUGCCCGUGGGGAUGAUUGUCCUGGAGGGAUGCACCAUCGAGCUCGCCGAGGCUGAGGAGCAAUUCGGAUUCAAAAUUGUCUUCCACGGGACCAACAACAGGAGCUACGUCCUGGGGGCUGAAUCGCAGGACUCGAUGGAGCAGUGGAUGAAAGCCCUUGCCUGCGCGAGCUACGACUACAUGAAGCUGAUGGUAGCGGAGCUCCAGAGACAGCUGGAUGCAGCCAAGGAAGACGCAGCGCAGCCCGACGACUCCCCUGAUGCAGAUCUGCCAAAAGCACCACCCAGGACGCGUCACAAUCCGUUCAACAGACCGGACUCCUCGUAUCAGAGGUCUCAGAGUGUCAGGUCGGCUCCAGGUAGAACCGAAAACAUCCCGAGGACCAAGGUCACGUUCAAGGAACUCCACACAGCCUAUGGCAGGCGAAUCCUGGCUGACAUCAACGAGUGGAAAUACGCCAAGAGAAAUGCAGAAGCUCCUCUCAUUACUCUCUAAAUCCCCCAUCCACUUUCCUUAAUUAAAUUCAUUAGCUGCCAAUUAUUAAUUAAUUCUCUGAUUUUCUAUUAAAAACAAGUGAUUACUGGGUAGUAAUUUCCCCUAGAAGAUCUGUAAAUUAAUAAUUACUGCAAAACAAAUAGCCAGUGAUAAUUAUUAAUUUACCCCUUCGACAACAAAUAAUUUUCCAAAGAUCAAUUGCAAAUCUCCCCAGGAACUAAAAA
Messenger RNA from Fopius arisanus, 995 nucleotides. RefSeq names its product sesquipedalian-1-like. Bases 112 to 771 code for a protein of 219 amino acids. The record is from RefSeq and is a predicted model, not a curated record. Gene Ontology annotation, biological process: endosome organization; receptor recycling; retrograde transport, endosome to Golgi. The transcript has 2 exons. Gene Ontology annotation, cellular component: recycling endosome; early endosome; trans-Golgi network. Lineage: Eukaryota; Metazoa; Arthropoda; Insecta; Hymenoptera; Braconidae.